This is a messenger RNA of Loxodonta africana (African savanna elephant), 1484 nucleotides long. RefSeq names its product olfactory receptor 5J3-like. Gene Ontology annotation, molecular function: G protein-coupled receptor activity; olfactory receptor activity; odorant binding. NCBI's taxonomy places the organism in Eukaryota, Metazoa, Chordata, Mammalia, Proboscidea, Elephantidae. Bases 546 to 1484 code for a protein of 312 amino acids. Gene Ontology annotation, biological process: G protein-coupled receptor signaling pathway; sensory perception of smell. Gene Ontology annotation, cellular component: membrane. The record is from RefSeq and is a predicted model, not a curated record. The transcript has a single exon.
UGUAGAGAGCCCUGGUUGCGUAGUGGUUAAGAGGAGCAGCUGCUAACCAAAGGGUUGGCAGUUCAAACCCACCAGCAGCUUCUUGGAAAUCCUGUGGGGCAGUUCUACUCUGUCCUAAAUGGUCACUACGAGUCACAGUCAGCUCGAACGCAAUGGGUUAUAUCCCAAUUAAGAGCUGAAAAUAGAAUUUAAUUAACUUUACAGUUACUUUUCAGUUGCCACCAGUGUUCUUCAUGCCAAUACCAUCUUUCUAUUGAGUCAGAAGCUUUAGUAACACAUUAAAAUUUUGUGAAAUUCAAAAUGCUUUUCCACAUGUUUGCUCGUAACACAGAAGCAUAACUAACAAUGUAAAAAUUUUGAGACAAUCUAGUCAUGCUCUUAAUAUUAUAAAUGAGGAAAUUUAGGUUUGGGAAAAAAAUCAUAUUUAUCCAAGACACAGCUAUAGGAAUGCUUCCAGCCGAUGUUAAUACAUGCCAAAUAUGCCUGUAUCCAUAAUAAUACACUUUCCUUUUUCACACUAGAUUUCAGGAAAAAAGAAUUGACAAAUGGCUGCAGAGAAUUUGACAGUUAUUACUGAGUUUAUUCUUUUGGGACUGACGGAUCAGGCUGUAUUGAAAAUUGUGCUUUUUGUGUUGUUCCUGGUGAUUUAUGCCAUUACCUUGGUGGGGAAUCUGGGCAUGAUCUUCUUAAUCCACGUCACUCCCAAGCUCCACACACCCAUGUAUUUUUUCCUCAGUUGCCUUUCAUUUGUAGAUGCCUGUAAUUCAUCAGUUAUUGCACCUAAAAUGCUGAUCAACUUCUUGGUUGUGAGGGAAACCAUUUCGUUCUCCGCCUGUAUAGUGCAGCAUUUGUUUUUGGGGGCGUUCAUUACCUCAGAAGGAUUCUUACUUUCAGUGAUGGCCUAUGACCGUCAUGUGGCCAUUGCGAAUCCUUUGCUUUAUACAACAGCCAUGUCUAAGAGAAAGUGUGUAGGGUUGGUCGUUGGGUCUUGCACUGGUGGGAUGAUUAACUCAUUGAUACAUACAACAAGUUUGGGGAGACUGUCUUUCUGUGGACCAAAUGUUGUCAGUCACUUCUUCUGUGAUGCUCUCACACUGCUAAAGCUGUUGUGUUCUGAUACCUCCAUGAAUGAGUUGCUGCUGUUAAUCUUCUCUGGAGUCAUUGCCAUGACCACCUUCUUGAUUGUGAUCGUUUCCUACAUGUUCAUCCUUGUUGCUAUACUGAGGAUCUGCUCAGCAUCAGGCAGACGGAAAGCCUUCUCCACUUGUGCCUCUCACCUGACUGCUGUGACCAUAUUCUAUGGUACCUUGAGCUUUAAUUACAUUCAGCCAAGCUCCCAGUAUUCUACAGAACAAGAGAAGAUAGUUUCUGUGUUCUAUACACUAGUGAUUCCCAUGUUAAACCCAUUGAUUUAUAGUCUGAGAAACAAGGAGGUGAAAGAUGCUGUGAAAAGAGCCAUAAAAAUGAAAUACUGCCCCUGUUAA